AGAGAAGAGCAACCAAAAUGAUUAGGGGACUGGAGGCAUAUGAAGAACGGUUGCUGGAAUUGGGUUACUGGAAAGGAACUUCCAACAUAUCUUUGCCAUCUUAAAAGCCAUAGAGGAGAUCAACCAAAACUCCCUGCUGUUGCCCAAUAUUUCUCUCGGCUACAGCAUCUACGAAAAUUGCUUCAGCACAAGGACAACCUAUGAAGCCACCAUAGAUAUAGUUUCUUCUGGUCAUGGGAUGGUCCCUAAUUUCAAGUGUGGAAGGGAAGACAAUCCCUUGGCUGUGAUUCAAGGAGGGGACUUUGAAACCUUCUUUCAGAUGGCUACCAUGUUAAGCAUUUACAAGAUCCCUCAGAUUGUCAAGGAAGACAUGGAAAAGGGGCCUUCUGAGAAGAAACACAGCAGGCUUCCUCCCAGGUUGGCCUGAGAAAGGAAUGUCUCUGGAGAGCUACAACAUCUACCAUGCAGUCUAUGCUGUGGCACACGCCCUCCAGAAUAUCUUCACAUCUUUAUCUAGCCAUGUUGUCAUUCCAAGAGAAGACAAGGUAGAUCUUCCAAACCUUCUACAACCAUGGCAGCUUCACCGUUUUCUGAAAACUGUCCGCUUUAACACUACCACUGGAGAAGAGGUAUUUUUUGACGCAGAUGGGGAGUUGGUGGCCGAUUAUGACAUUGUGAAUUUGGUUGUAUUUCCAAACAAGUCGGCUGUACGGAAGACCGUGGGAAAACUAGAGACCCUGGUCUCUGCAGGUCCAGUGAUGAGCAUUCAGGAAGAGGCUGUUGUGUGGCCCAGCUCGUUUAAUCAGGGCUUCUUUAAGGCAGAGAGUUUAUUCAACAUGAAUCGUCAACCGCACCAUCUGCCAAAACCAAGCGUUCACCCCACAUUAAUAUCAACUCAGCCCAAAGAUGCUCCAUCUUUCUUCUGGCCCAGAACUGUUUUUUUGAUAUUGCUGGUAGCAAGCAUUGCUCUGAAGUGCACUGUGAUCGCUCUGAUGUUUUCAGGUUCGCAAGUUCCUAGUGAAGGAAUCAAGGCAAGGAAAGGGAUCCAAAGUUGUCUACAGAAAUGUAUUCCUUGUGGAUCGGCUAAAGGCCACAUAACAGCAAAUCUGACCCUGAAUCCAAGCACAGCACAUCCCCAGCUCUACGUAUCCUCCGAUUUGAAAAGCGUAAAAUGGAGAGGCAUGAAUCAGCAAGUGAACGGCAGUCUUCUGAGAUAUGACGUUUUGGCCAGCGUCCUAAGCCACGAGAGCUUUAAUUCUGGGAAGCUUUGCUGGGAGGUAGAGGUGGUGGAGGAAGGGGAAUGGUGGGGGGUGGGGAUUGUUAGGGAAUCUGCAAACAGAAACGGGGCAAUUCUCCUCGAUCCUCGAGGGGGUUACUGGGGAGUGCAGCGAAUUAAUGGGAAGCAUCAAUCAAUCACUCAGCCCAGGACAAAUUUGACAUUGUGCCAUUCCCCAAGAAGGAUCCGAGUUUCUUUGGACUAUUUAGAAGGUCUUGUGGCAUUUUUUGAUGGCGAUACGAAUGCUGAAAUCUUCACUUUUCCAAAAGCAAAUUUUGCUGGAGAGAAGAUUCAUGCGUGGUUCUUGAUCUUUAAGUGGAAAGCACAACUUCUCCUCCACCCGUGACACAAUGGGACAAAGACCAUCAUCCUGUUGGAAGAACUUCAGACCACCUGCCUUAAUCUCUCUUCCAUUUCUUCUCUUUCUCUCUGCCUUCCUGUACGAUGUGCCCUUCGAUUGUCAUGAAUGAAAGCAAAUAUACGUAUCCUAGGAUAACAUUGCAGGAUCCAAUCUGGAUUCUUUCGACUUUUUUUAAUGCUUUUGUUCCCCUCCUUCUCUGUUAUCAGCUUUUUAAAUUCUAAAUCAAGUAAUAAACUGCAUUUCAAGUAAUACUUCUAAACUCAAAGAUUAGAAGGGAUAAAUCAUGUUUCAACCUGUCUCCUAUAUUUGAGAAUGAGUGUACUAGAAAGGACUAGGACACAAAUAAUUAUCUUGACUUUGAGAGUUCACUUGCCAAAACCAUGUACCUUGCAUCCAUUGGAUCUCUUUAUGCUUCUGGCCACUGGGAGUUGAAGUCCACAAGUCUUAAAGUUGCCAAGUUUGGACACCCCUGCAGUAGGAGAUGCAUAAAUUGGGGGGGGGGGAAUCCUUGGUUUUGGAGGAAUAGAAAUAGAAUGGAUGGAACCAGAAUGAACACUACAUUUAAUUCCCAAUGACAUGUUGACCCUAACAUACUUUAUGCUUGAUGAGUGAGAGAGCCUAAUUAUCUACUGCAGGGGUGUAAAACUCAAGGCCCGCAGGCCCGAUCCAGCUGUGGAGUGCUUAGAUCUGGCCCACUGGGCUGCCCUGGAAACAGCGAAGGACUGGCCCAUGGUGCCUCUGCCAGCAAAGACGGAGCUCGGGAGGGACACACACAGCCCUCCAGAGCUCCAUUUUUGGCUGUGGCUGCUUCCUGCAGCCUUGUGCCAGCGAAAAUGGACCUCGGAAGGAUCACACACAGCCCUCCCAAGCUCUGUUUUUGCGGGCAGAGCACUUGGGUCCCCACAGGCUCCCCUGACAUGACUGAUGUAAAGCUGGGCCUUCCCACCCUGGCCAGUCCCACCCAGCCCCCUGAAGUCAAACACAACCCUGAUGCGUCCCACAAUGAAAUCGAGUUUGACACCCCUGGACUAAAACCUGGGUUUCCUCAUUCCAGUCUAGUGCCUUCACCAUUACACCACUCUGGCUAUAGGACUGAGAACAGAAAUGGACAGAGUACAGCAAUUGUCAUUUGAGGGAACUUCAAGGCGGCUCCCAAAUUACAAUACAGAUAAUCUUCAACUUACGUCCACAAUUAAGGCCAAAGUUUCUGUUGCUAACCAAGACAGUUGUUAAGUGAAUUUUGCCCCAUUUUAUGACCUUUCUUGCCAGAAUCCAUAAGUGAUUCGCUGCAGUUAUUAAGCUAGUAACACGGUUGUAAAUUGAAUCUAGCUUCCACAGUGACUUUGUUUGCCAGAAAGUCACAAAAAGUGAUCCCAUGGCCUCAGGGAUACCCCAAAUCAUCAUAAGUAUGAAUCAAUUGCCAAGGGUCUAAAUUUUGUUCACGUGACCACAGGGAUGCUGUAAUGGUCGUUAAGUGUGAAAAAUGGUCAUAAGUCACUUUUUCCCCGCAGUUGGAAAUUUGAAUGGUCAGUAAAUGAACUGUUGUAAAUUGAGGACUAUCUGUAUGCAGAAUAACUCAUGUUCCCACAGAACCCUCACUGACAAUAGAGUCCUGACCAUUACCUGGAAUGAGUCUUCUAUCACUAAUUUAUUAUGAGAGGCUAAUUAGGAGAUGGGGCAGCUAUCCCGUUUUUCCAGUGGUGAAAUUCAAAUUUUUUUACUACCGGUUCUAUGGGCAUGGCUUGGUGGCCAUGGUGUGGCUUGGUGGGGGUGGCUUGGUGGGCAUGGCAGGGGA
This is a messenger RNA of Ahaetulla prasina, 3432 nucleotides long. Its product is annotated as butyrophilin subfamily 1 member A1-like. The record is from RefSeq and is a predicted model, not a curated record. Bases 435 to 1622 code for a protein of 395 amino acids. Gene Ontology annotation, molecular function: protein binding. The transcript has 8 exons. NCBI's taxonomy places the organism in Eukaryota, Metazoa, Chordata, Lepidosauria, Squamata, Colubridae.